AUGGUAGCAGAACCUAAGGAGGCACGGGCUGGAAUUAAAGUAGUUUACUUCCUCCUCUUCAAUCCAACUGACAAUAAGACAACUCUUGCAUAUGCAGAUAGAACUGGUAAAAUGUAUAGAGAGAGCAAGGGUGCUCCAGAGCAGAUUCUCAAUCUAGCACAUAACAAAUCAGAAAUUGAAUGGAGGAUAUAUUGUAUAAUUGACAGAUGUGGGUUCCAUUUCCUUGCAGUUGCUUGUCAGGAAGUAUCUACUGGUAACAAAGACAGUACUGCUGAAUUGUGUACUGCUCGACAUGGAAGAGAAGUAUCUAGUCCACAGAAAGUAAUGUUUGCAAUGACUCAUUAUAAUCCCAAUUUUAACCUAACUAACCAGCAGGAUGCAGAAGAAGCUUUCUUUCAUAUUCUAUCUUCUUUAAGAGAAGAAUUGGCAGAAUGUUAUGCAACAAAUCAUGGUUCUUUGGCAGAGGUGGCUGCCUUUCCAAAUUGUAGGAUUCUUACUCCAACGAGGUCUGUGCACCAAGGUGAACAGCAAAGGUGGCAGCGAGCAUUCAUUGGGCCUUUCGAUGGGAUUCUUGGCAGCAUUUUAACUUGCCAAAGCUGUUCAUUUCAGAUCUCUCUGGACUUUCAAUUCUUUCAUAGUUUGCACCUUUCGCCAAUGCUCAGUAGUGGUGCGACCAUUGUGGCUGGAUGCUCUGUAGAGGAUUGCUUGAAGCAGUUCUUUGUUGCAGAAAAACUGGAGAAUUACUGCUGCAGCCACUGUUGGCAUACUGCUGCAAUAAAGUAUUUAUCCUUGUUAGAUGAAAGUGAGACAGAUAUUGAACAAAUUAAUAGCUGCAUCGAGCAAAGUUCUUGUGGUUGCAAAAAUCUUUCUCGCCUUGGAGCACUACCUUGGUCGGAUAGAUUUUCACGUACUUUCAAACAAUUGAGUAUUGCACGUAGUCCAAAGAUUCUAUGCAUUCACCUGCAACGUGCUGCAAUAAAUUUAUUUGGAGAACUGGUUAAACUUCAGGGUCAUAUAUCUUUUCCGUUGAUUUUGAACCUGUCCCCAUUCAUGAAGGGUGGAGUGGGAAUAAAGAACUGGGAAGAAAAGUUUCCCAGUGGGCAAUCAAAGCAGCAAUUUCAACCACUCCCUUACUCCAACCACCUUAGCAUGAAACUUGAUACAAGAAUGCUAAAAGGCAUUUGUGAGCAAAUGGGGAAAAAGACUUCUUUUGAAGCAGUGGUUGCAGCAGAAUUCAGACAAACUGCAAUUGAAUCCUUGGGUAGCACUUGUGGGCAAGUUUUUCAAGGAGAACCUGCUUUGCUUGAUACUGGUGGCUGCUCAGACACCACAUUGUAUGGUAUGCCUAUGCAGUCUGGUGACAAGGUGGGCAUGACUUGCCAUUUGGCACCUUCGGACCAUCCUACAUAUCGUCUAGUGUCUGUUGUGCAGCACUAUGGACGAGCUGGAAGUGGACAUUAUACAGUUUACAGAAAAGUGGGAGCCAAGUUAAAUGACAAAGAUCCUGGUGGACCAUCGGAGUCUACGCUCAUGCGUUGGUUUUGUAUUUCAGAUUCUGAAGUGUAUAGCGUAUCUGAGGAAGAUGUUCUUGCUGCAGAAGCCAGCGUGCUUUUCUACGAGAAAAUUCAGGAGGGCUGAGAACAUUACUCAUUGUGGCUGUACUGUUUGGGGUUCGCAAUUUCACUUGGAGCUGCUGUGGUCUGUGAUCCCAGAUAGCCCACAAUCGGCCAUCCCUCCCCGCCCCCGCUACUUGUCUAAGGCGUUUUUUUUUGGAGGGGAGGGGGGAGGCAUUUAGCAACUUGAAGAUGCCGAGAAAAUUAAACAAAUGGAUUGAAAUGAUGAACUUUCUUGUGAAAAAAUAAUUUUGUUUUUAUAAAUUGCUGACCUUGUAUUAGAUAAAUUUUAGGAUAUAAGUUUUGAAAAAAUUGA
Molecule: messenger RNA, 1929 nt
Organism: Ilex paraguariensis (yerba mate)
Lineage: Eukaryota; Viridiplantae; Streptophyta; Magnoliopsida; Aquifoliales; Aquifoliaceae
Source: the annotation of a GenBank genome assembly